Molecule: messenger RNA, 10217 nt
Organism: Anguilla rostrata (American eel)
Lineage: Eukaryota; Metazoa; Chordata; Actinopteri; Anguilliformes; Anguillidae
Product: A-kinase anchor protein 11-like
Exons: 12
Coding region: 556-6258 (1900 amino acids)
Cellular component (GO): cytoplasm
Molecular function (GO): protein kinase A binding
Source: RefSeq, a predicted model, not a curated record
AAACGACAAAUGUAGAAAUGUUAUCACGGCGGGGCAGAAUUAUAUGGACAAAUACAAUCUUUGGGGGGAGGGGAGACUAUAUGCUGUAACUGCAUUUACAUCAAACCUACGAUGCAUCAAAAAAGCUUCUUCACGGUAUCUCACUGGAUGCAUAUCAAUGCUAAAAUAGAGGAUGGCUUAAGCAUGCAUCAGGCGCAAGGUGAUGAUGCGAGCUACUGUUGCAUGAUUUGACAGCAUUGUAUGUCUUCGAUAAAGUUCAUUUAAGAUGGCCAGCGUAGCUCCAUACUUCGAAACACACGUCUGGUAUACAUCAAACGACAGUCUGACCUAUUUUUAUCACUAGAGCUUAUAUAACUUAAAUUGUGCCCUGGUGACAGAUUGUUGCCCUGGCUGUCUAAAGCUGCUUAUAAUAUCUUAGAAGAUAAACAUUUUGCUGAACUAGUUGCACACUCCUCACUACAACGCAGUUCGUGUGACUUUCUGCUAACGUUAUAGGCGACAGUAUGCUUCCGUGAGAGGUGCGUGGCCAGCGUCCUGCCCCAGCCCUGCCCAGCCAUGGACGCCUGUGCCCGAAUCAGAGGGGUCCCACUGAAGACACGUGCCUCCAUUAGGAAAGAGACCAUCCAGGAGAGCUCCACACUCAGUCUGAAGAACCUUGUGAAGAGCAGAAAACAGCUGUGUAAUGUGGUGCUGGACCUGCCGAUCAGAGAGACGGUGUCUGUAACUGAGAUUCAUUUUGUGUGUUUACCCAGUCAUUCUCUUGGAGACAGUGCCACACUACAGGCUGUGGCAGCUGCCCCAGGUGAUGUGAUUGAGCUGCUCAGAUCACUACAUGUCCCCAGCCUGAGAGACGAAGAGCUGCUGCUGCUCAAAGACUCUAAGAAUCUCCUGGAGAAAAAAGACAGUAGUUCACAGAAUGGUUGGUUGAAAGCCAUCUGUAUACUGCGGUUCUCCCACACUCCUCAGAAUAGUGUCAACACUACACUGGGUCUACUGGCCAGGUACACUGCCGGUGUGAAGUACGCCAUAGAGCUGCAGUCUGUACAGAAGGCUGCACCUGACACCUGCCAAUCCGAAGACGAUGAUACCAACCAGUCGGUCUCCUCCAUCGAGGAUGACUUUGUCACUGCUUUUGAGCACUUGGAGGAAGAUGAGACCACAGAUUACCCAUCUUCUGGUCCCUACUGUCAACAUAACCGGCGUGACGUGGCCUCUCAGACUGUCCCCUCCCACCGCAAAGACAAGUCGGGUUCACGGGUCAUCAUCCGCUCUCUCUCCAAGAAGGCCUCAGCCAAAAAGACAACCCCUCCUGAAGUAUCGGUUUCUGUACAGAGCUCGGCAGUAGGAUGGUCCACAGGUUCAGGGAGCCAGUGGAGCUUCUACACACCAAGCAGUCCUGAGAAAGGCCGUCUCACCUCCACCUCCCUUACGGAGUCUGACGAGUCCAAUUGCUCGAGUCCUAGCCCCAUUAUCUUCUUGGAUGAAGUAGGUUAUCAAAAAAGUCUGAGAGCAAAGCUCGACAUUCCUAAAAUCCCUGUCCUCAAGGAUGGGGUAGAAGACUCGGAUUCAGAAGUGAGUGAGUUUUUCGAUAGUUUUGACCAGUUUGAUGACCUGGAACAAGUUCUGGAGAACACCUCCAAGGCUAAGUUGCACAAGGAUAUAACGCCUACUGGCCAGACGCAUAAAAAGAAGCUUUCAGAGGACCGAGGCUCAAAAUAUGUAUCCAGAGGCAGUUCAGCUAAAGCUAUGAAUCCACAGAAAUUUGACCAUCCAGUCCUCCCCGCCAACAUAAGGAAACCCACUCCACUAAAACCAGGAUUGGCAAGCGGUACCCACUCUGAAGUCCCUGAUUCCCCGCGGCAAGUGCGAGCCUCUGGUGAGGAGAAUGGAGCUCUCUUCAGUCCGGUCAGAUCGUCUGCUUUUAGCCCUCUAGGAGAGGGUGGUUCUUUGGAGUGUUUUUGGAAGGCAGACGGAGAUACCACAGAACUGCGCAAGCCUCAGGACCUCUGUGCGCUGUAUAAGACGUAUUCGGAUUUUGCAAGCAGUAUGUCGAAGGAAAUCCUUGCCUCAGUCUGUGGGUACUCAUCGCCUGUUGACAUGAACAUCAACAAGAACCUGAGUUGCGUUUGUCAUAAAGAAUUUCAGAACGUCAGUGGCCACCUCAUGAAACUUUCUGACAUACAGGAGACAGUUACGAUAUCCAAAUCACAGAAAUCGCAAACACUGACAGAUGGAAUACAGAAGUUUGCUACGGACUUGGUGGAAAGGAGCCUAGGGAGUGCCUUCCGAGAUCUACAGAAAGGGGUGUCCUCUUGCACUACUACACUUUGCCAUCUAGCUGCAAGGUUAACUUCCUCAGUGUUUCAAAUGGCCUUUCAUGAGAUAGGCAUGAGGCGUGCAUAUGUUUUAAAAGAACGUGCAGUAAAUGGUUUAGCUGGCUUCUUAGUCGGGGAAGCCAUGUCUGAGGCACUGAAAGAGUUCUGCAUUGUGAGGAAGCAAAUCUUCAACAACACUGUUGCCCAGUUUGCGGCAGACCUUGCAGAGGAGCUGGUCUUCGAAGGGAUCAUGGAGGUCUGCCAGUUCUCAUACCCGUCCACACCCUCGACUUCAUGUGACUGGUCUUUUGAGCAAGAGGAAGAGGUUGUUUCAUCGUAUGCCUCGGACCUCUCAGAAUCUGUACUCCAGGAGGCAUUCAUUGAGCUGUCUCAAGCGGAGGUUACCUUCACAACACAGGCGGCCAUUAGCGUGUCUCUGGACAACAUACAUUAUGUCAGCGCUGAGGAUUCCAAUCCGUCUACAAUGACAUGUGAUGCUGCUACAAAUUACUUGGAAUUGCCAGGCACAUCUGAACUGGCCGGUGCACCGGAAAACCGGUGCACCAUGAGAAAAGCUUUGUACUGCAUGUCUGGAGUUGCCAGUUGUGUGCCAGUACCUGUGGCAGGGAAAGGCAUUUCCCAGUUUCAGAAUCCAGCAGAUGUUUGUCAUUUUAAAUCCAGUGUUAGCCACACCUCACAAACUAGUCCCAAGAAAAGCAACUGCUCUGAACUGGGAGUAGUGACAACAUCAGCACUGGACAAAUCCACAGCAACUCAGACAGACUUGCUGCUGGCUACUGCGCAAGGCAAUAGGGCAAAUGGUGAAAUGCGUGCCAAUGAUGAAGAAACAGUCUUUGCUAACGAUGAGAAUGUUUAUGAAGCUACAUCAUCCAGGAAGAGUAAUUUUCAGAACUUCUCUGGAAACAUGGUCGACUUGAUUGUGAAUGAAGCAUAUGACCUCAUGGCCACUUCCAAAGUGAAGAAGACAGUGGGGGACUGUGCUGACUAUUUGAGCAAGAAAAUAGGAAGUUGCAUGCCCUCAUCACGGCAGGUUGAGUCUCAGGAUCUCGUCAAUGAAGGUAUAGUGAAGUCUGCCACCACGCAUACAGCUGUACAAGGAAAUACUGACACCUCAGCCCCCGGAAAUGAAUGUCUUCUAAGUGACAGUGUAGAGAAAGUGGAUCUAAGGACAGUACUUGAGAAGAAUACUUCUGGUGUAUACGUUAUGCUGGAUGAACACAGUUCAGUAUCAGACAAGCUAACAGAUGCUGCCUACCUGCAGGAGAAAGAUAGUGUUACUGAUCAGAGCUCCCACUUUCCCUCACAGCCUUCCUGUAAUAAAGAUGCUCGUGAGAAUGUAUGGCAGUUAAGAGAUGCAGCGCUUGAGACGCGUCCUUCAUCAGUGAAGGAUACUUUGGAAGUGCCAGAUAUCCAAAUGGCAGGGCGAGGUGACAGGAAAACGGUUCCAGAAGAGGCACUCAGUAGCACCGGGAGAAAAUGGAGUGGAACUCCAGGCACUCCUCCAUCCACCCCACUGCAGCAGCCUCCGCCUAUGUCUCAGGAGAAACAAAUCAAGCAGUUCUCAAAGAAGCUGAAAGGGAAGCUUGCAAAGGAAUUUUCUCCAGCUACGCCGCCAUCUACCCCACAGUACCAGCCUCCCGCUGGACCCCUUGAAGCUGGAGCUGACUCGGAGAAGAAAGACUUCAUGCUGAAGCUUAUGAGGUCCCUUUCAGAGGAAGCAUGUAGGAAUGAGGAUGAGGAAUACGGAAGAGAUGGUAGGGGCCAAUCCAGAAUUCGGGCUGGAGACUGCCGGCCAGAGCAAAACCUUCCUGUAGAAAGCGACUAUAAAAUCAUGCAGAAGGGAGCUCUUCGGUAUGCAGAGCGCCUUGCUUUCCACAUUGUUUCUAUGGCUACUGAAAUGGACACCUUGAGUUUGGAAGAAGGGGGGAAGUUGAAUGACAAGGAAGGUAAAGCCAACCUCCCUGUGCACAGUGCUCGGUUCUCACAAGAAACCUUAAAUUCUUUAUGGACCUAUGCCGGGGAAAUAGCAGGGGAGGUCAUCAAUGAUGUAAAGAAGAUGAUGACGACUUCUACUCAGCAUGGACGCAAAGCCUGGAAGGAUAGCCAAGAUGACUCUGCUGAAAGUCACUCACAGGUGGACCACAGAGAAUGUAGAUUAAAUAACAUAGCUGACCAGUGGUCCAGCGAUCUUGUCACUUCAGUUCUCAACCUCCAGGGUUCCGGGUCAAGUGGGCUGUCAUCCAAGUUCCCUAGUUGUGAAAGUGUGACUGAUGAAUAUGCCGGGUACCUCAUCAGGGUUCUGAAGAGGGAAGGGGGCAGCAGGGAGCUCAUUUUGGAUCAGUACGCCAGCCGACUUGCUUAUAGAUCUGUUAAGUCGGGACUAGCACACGCCACAAGGAAGCUCAAGCAGAAGUCCAGUCCGAGGCUUCAGUCUUUCAAGAGAUUUCAUCAUGACGGCACCAGUGAGGUCUGGAGAAGACCAGCUCUGGAGACACCCUUUACAGACACACAGGCUGACCAGUGUACAUGUCAGAAGGCCAGAGAUGUAAGCAGUGGGGAAUAUAUUGAACUUGUUAACUUUGCAGAGUCUUUGGCUUACAACAUCACAUGUGAUGUGACAAGAAAGCUCAGACUGUCCUCUGUUCGUAUGCCCAAAUCGCUAACUGAUUCCUGCCUGUACAAAAAGGCCAAGCCAGGAGAUGUGCCAGAUAGGCUUAUCAAAACCUCAUGUUCAUGUUCCUUCCUGCCUUAUAUGGAGAAAUACAAACAAUAUCACAGCACCGGCAGUUUGAAUGAUGGGACUUAUAGCGAUAGUGUCGUGCAAGUCAUUGAACGCUAUGCCAGGAAGAUUGUUGACGAUACUUUAGAGGUGACACUGGCAACGGCAGGCCAUCCUGUUUUAGAGGACAGGAUAAGGAUGAGCAGAAAUUUGUACGCCGAAAGAGCCUGUCGCUACUGUACUGUCAGGGAGCGUCCGUUUUUAAGCAGCGUGGGCCGGCAUUACUUCCAGGAAGUUCACAGGAAAAGAGGGCGGGGCUGUGAAGUGUCGACUGUAAGCUGCUGUAGCCAGGCAAGGUCUUGCAGUCUUGAAAUUCCAAAGAUUCACAUUGACUUGGAUAAGAGGGAGGUGUUUGCCGAAGAAGUGGUGUCCUCUGCGAUUGAGAAAGCGAAGAGGGAGCUGAGCAGCACUAGCCUGAAUGCGGACAGUGGGAUUGGGCAUGAUGGCGCAAGCUUUGCUGAGAGCCUAACCACAGAUAUAAUGGCAUCUGCUAUAUCGAACAUUUGCCGGGCCGUCAGCGUCAGCCCGCCUGGGAGGGAGCGGACAAACACGUCCGAGUCUGCGGUGAGCCAGCAGCUGAGCGCAGGGGAGGACAGCAUCGGCAGCUGGUCCAACCUGAGCUUUGAGGACGAGCACCCGGAUGAAAGCAGCAGCUUUUUACAUCUGAGCGACAGUAAUGGGAACAGCAGUAGCUGGAGCAGUCUGGGGUUAGAGGGGGAGGUUUGUGAGGAUCCCUUAUCACUCUCCCCAUCUGACAGCAAUGGCACAGAGGACAAAGAGCUGGAGGCCAAGGCGCACCUAGAUGGGCCUCCCCGUGUGGAGACCAGGCCCCUCCACCCAGAGCGAGGGCUGCUGGUGGUCACCACACACCUGGAGGAACCGGCCCCAGACCCACAGGUGAGCGUGGUACUGCAGUGGAUCGCAGCCUCCCUGUCCAACCUUCCCUUGAUGCAGCUGGGCCAGUCACCUGACAAGGAGCUUCAGCUGCUACCGGCUGUGCUUCAGAAGGUGAAGGAGAAGGAGUGGAGGGUGGGGGAGCUCCUGCAGGCCCUCCUCCGGUACUGCGAGGAGGUGGAACCGGGCGUGGAGCCAGACCGGCACGGUGGGCAGCCCUUCUUCCAGUGGUUGCUGGAGCAAGCGUAGAUCCCUGCAUCUAAACUCCCUCUAGGUAGUGAAGUCUUAAGGUUGCCAUUAACUACAAAACUCCCUAUUACUGCGCAGCAAUGUGUUGUCUCUCUGCCUAAAACAGGGGUGCGCAACCCCCUUCCUUGAGGGCCGAGUCUCUUCCUGGAUUUCGUGUAACCUGGCUGUAGUAGAGUAACACAAUGUGCUGUAAUGUUGAUGCGCUCUGCCCAGAAUUCAGUGUUUCUGGCACGUGAUGUCUUUUUCUUGCCUUCGUUUCAGCUUCUGCCAGUAAUUAUUUAAUUAGCCCAACCAUUUAGAUGACCUUACAUCUUUAGUUAUAUUUCUUAAUGAGUUAAUGAAUGACAGCUAAAAAAAAGGAUGACUGCUGUCCCUAUAUGAAAUGUUAUACUGUGAUCUAACCUUUGAGUGAACCAGCGUUGGUCUGUAAUUAAAUAAUGAAGUUUGUAGAAGUUGGUAUGUAAUUCAAAUGCAGGAAUUGCACCCCAGGAAUGGGGUUCCCUGAGGCCUAUUUGGUGGAAUGUGUUUAGUCUCGUGCACUGCUUGGGGGUGGAUCCCCCCCCCCCACUAGGGGGAGCCGUAAAUUAAUCUGCUGUCCACUCUUGAUGUUGCAAACAGUAUGCUUUUGACUUCAAGUCGCGUUGUUGUGUGGUCAUGGCUUUUGUUCUUGCUGUUUUUCAUUUGUAACGUUUGUGUACAGUACGUAUCCACAUCCCAUCUGUGUGCGAUCAUCUGUGCACUGUGUUUUCAAGUCCUGGUCAUGUGACAUGAAAGAAAGGAGGCACCGCCUCAUGAGAGAGCGUUUCUGUCAGGGAAUCCCCAUCCCUUAAAGGAAAACUGUUACCAUUAUAUACCUCUCUUCUCCUGGCCUGGAUUCCACAUGGUCAGGAGCCAAUCCCAGAAACUACUAGUACUCCCAAAACCGUCUUGCGUGUUCGUGAAAUUUUACAUAACUGAAGGACUGUAUUAGUUACACUAAGCAAGCAUUAUGUAGACUUACAUUUCAAUUACACUGUAAGCUUUUUUUUAAGCAAAGUAAUCUAGAUUUUGAUAUAUGGGCUCAGGCUAUGUUUAGAAAAUGGAGCUGGUUUUCUUUUAGUUGUGUUCAUGUGAUGUUGAGUCUUACUGUCCAGAGCCUUUGUCUGAGCCUACAUAACACCAGUAUGAAACGGAUUCAAAAUUCUGGCCACUAAGUACCAUUUAUUUCAGUGGAUUAUUUAUCAAAUGCCGCCAUCAUAAUAGCGGUGCUUAGAUUACUGUGUAAAAUAUAGGCACAUUUCUUUGUCACUUAACAAACCAUUGUUUACAGCGCAAACAUAAUGCAGGCUAGAAAAAACCUCUUGACUGUGUUCAUUCUAUAUUUAUUGAAGUUUUUUCAUGUUAUGGGUUUUCUGAUUUUAUGUGUGAUGAAGGAUUUAUAGAUGUUUCUGAUGGCCUACCAGUAUUACAGUGGCUGGUGUUGUGGUGAUUGGCUGUUUGUGGUCUAAAGCAAGAAAACACACUAAAAGUAACUCCAAAGCAGCUUGUAUAGACAUGCUGUGUCUCCAACGGUUGUACAUGCAUAUACUAACAAAUUAUACUUCAAAAAAUUGUUUAAUAUUAUUUUUAGUUGCAACUAUUAUUCAUAGCACAUGGAACCUAAGCUGCACUCAAGGAAUGAAGUACUGGCAGAUUUGAGUUGAUUUAUUUGGGUUACUUGAAGUCUAUUUUCCACAAUUAAACAAGACUCCCAAUACUCUUUUAUUAGCCAUUGUAAAGCCAGCAGUUUGUCAGAAUUUUUUGUAAUUGUCCAACGUAUUCUUCAUCAUGCACAAACACUUAGCCAAUUGAAUACAUACACUAAAACUAAAAUAAUAUUUAAAAAACCCUAGAAAGUGAACUAUCCCCUUUCAAUCAAAAACGCAAAAACUAAGCUUCUCUUCUGUCAUAUAUACAAUGAUAAAAAUCAAUUAGUUUUUUUUAAGAAACUGUCUGAGAAAUGGUAGGUAACUGACAUCGUAUAGUAAGAAAAUGCCCAAACAAAAUUGGGGCUGUGGAGUGUAGCUCUAGUUUUGCAAUACUGAGAAUUUCUUACAUCUUCAGUGGAGACCUUGGAGAACUGAAAUCAGUAACCAAUUCAUGCCCUAGAAAAAGGUGAGGCGAGUGAACUUUAUAAUCAACUAUUUAACUGAUUAAUUAAGCACUGAGUAAUAAUGAAAAAUUCACAUAUAGGGUCAAAAUUAUUAUUAUUAUUAUUAUUAUUAUUAAUAAUAAUAAUAAUAAUAAUAAUAAUAAUAAUACUAAUAAUAAUAAUAAUUUAAUUGAAUUAUAUCCUGACCAAUGAAAUCAGUGUGGUCUCAAGUGCUGAAAGCAUGGACAGCUGGUCACUUAAAUCAAAUCAUUUGUGUCGUGAUUAUAAGAUUUUACUCGUACAAAGCUCAUGUCCGUAUGUCCCAAAGCAGCAUAAUGUUCAGCAAGGCACAAACUUGUUAUACGUGUAAAAUACCUCAAAUUGUAUAUGAUGAACUCUCUCUCUAAAUAAGGUUAGGAAAGACAGCAUCAAAUAAUUGUGUGGUCACUGUAUCACAGAGAAGUAGAGUAAAAUCUGUCAGUAUAAGCUAUUGGUAAGGGUGUAAGCUAGUAGCAAAAAGGCACUGUACUGUACACCUUGGGUUGGUAUGUGUUUGAUUUUGAGGAAGCUGCUGUUAUGCCUUUGACCCAGGUGUGUUUUCCUAAGUUUUACCAGUAAAAGUCCAGCUUGUGUUAAGUGUAAGUCUUUAUUCUCGAUGAAUAAGGAACUGCUAGGUAAAAUUUUUGAAAAGAAGUAUUUGUAAUUUGCACUGGUAAAUGCACAAGUAUUUUCUGCACGCCACAGCAAUUCCCUUGCUCAACGGCAGCCAUUGAUUGGUUCUCAGCAAAUUGAGCCACUUGUGGUAUUAAUACCAUCACUAGACAGCUGUGAUGUGUCAGUUUGUGCUUUCUCACACAGGGAACCGCCCUUACAUGGUGUCAUGUUUUUAAAGUGUAAUAUGAUUUAACCUGGCUUAUGUUCAGACAAAGUUAAACUGCAUAGUCCAUGAAGAAACCAACGCCAGAACAGUAUCUGAACAUUUCACCUGCCUUAAUAAAACCAAGGAUAGUUAACCAGUUGUUAAAUAGUGGUUCAGUUAUGCAUGCUUCCUCUGGGUAUUAUUGUCAGUGGUGUUUAUCAUUAUCAGUUAUUCUUCAAAGCCACACAAAUAUCUGUGGGACGGCCAUAACAAAGAGAAUCACAUGCAAGUUAUUUGCAAGCACAUGGACAAGGAAAGCUGCCAAAAUGUUUUACUUUAACUGAUAUUCAAACAGGUCUACAUAAAAACACAGAGUUUAUGAAAAUAUUGUGUUGAACCCAGGGCAAGUUUGAUGACUAAAUGGUAAUAGCGCUCUGGUAGUGACAAAGUAAGACUGCACAUUAAUGGAAGUAUAUUAGAAGAAUUAAUGAAAAGCUAUUUUUGAUGGUAAUGAUAUUGUGAUAUGAUGGUUUUUUUGAAUCAGCCAAAUGAACGGAGUUGUUCUCUUACAGUAUGUGUGGAGGUGUUUGCAUUCACUUUAUUUCAUGUACAUUCACGUGCAUCCCUUUCAUUCAAAAAUGACCCAAUGCUAUUUCAUGUUAUUUAAAAACCGAAUGUGUUAUAUAGAUCUGGCUCAGUAGUUAAAAGAAUAGUUAUAUUUUGUUACUUGUGCAGUGUUAGUUAUAUUCAUCCAGUUACACAUUGUAGGCAAACAACAUGUACUGUAUACUGACAUAUAUUUUUCUUGCUUACUGUAUUUGUAUAAUCUUGCCAAAUAAAAUAUUUAAUGAUUUGUGUAAGUUAUAACUGUGAGUGCACUACCUGUCCCUUAGUGAUAUUUCUCAUUAGUUUACAUAAUAUAAGCUUGAAGCACUAUAUUUGCAAAUUGUGAAAGCUGUGGCUAAAAAUAAAGCAUUUUUUUCAUGUGUA